Molecule: messenger RNA, 480 nt
Organism: Bursaphelenchus okinawaensis
Lineage: Eukaryota; Metazoa; Nematoda; Chromadorea; Rhabditida; Aphelenchoididae
Source: the annotation of a GenBank genome assembly
AUGAACUCCUUCCUCUUGGUCGCCCUCAUCUUUGCUCCAGUCGUCGUUGCCUCAUCCGAACCCUUCAGCUUCCUCGGCAAAGAAAAACAUGCCGCCUUCAAAGAGUUGUUGAACAAAAACAAACAAGAACCCCAAGGAAAACUGAAGGCCGCCAUCAAGAAGUUCCUCUUGGACCAGCCAGCCGAUGUUCAAGCCAAAUACAAGGAAUUGAAGGCUAAAACCGUCAAGCAAGUUGAAGAAUACGAAAGAGUUAGAAAGACCUUGCCAGAAGCUGAACAAAAGUUGGUUUUGGAUGCCGUCAAGCUCCUUCAUGAUGAAAAGAUUAACGUCAAGGCUGUUACUGAAGGAAUCCACAAAUUGGCUAAGGCAGCUGAUAAGAGCGUCCUUGAAAGCGUUAAGAAAGCUGGUCUUUUGCCAGGAAGACUCCCAGGACAACACCUCACUCUUGAACAGGAGAGACAAUUGUACCCUGAAUUGUAA